AUGUCUGACGCUAAUAUUCAGCAAUUUAUGGCGUUGUCCAAUGCCUCUUUGGAAGUUGCCCAGGCUUAUUUGGCACAAAAUCCUGAUUUGGGAGACGCUUUAGACGCUUUUUAUGCCGCUCAAAAUGAUCAUUCAGAGCAUCCGAGCGAUUCUCAAGAGCAAGGGUUUUCGGGGUCUUCUAGGGAUGCAGAACCACCAAGAUACUCAUCUCCAGCUCCAAAGAGAAGCGAAGGCUCCACUUCUAGAUUUAAAAGUUUCUCAGACCUUGUGAGAGGAAACGCUCAAGAUGAAGAAGACGAACCAAGAAACACGUUCGCGGGCGGUGAAACAUCUGGUUUGGAAGUGGCUGAUCCAAACGACUCAGAUUCGUUAAUCAGAGACCUGUUGGAAAAGGCCAGAAGAGGAGGUGAAAGAGCAGCUAGCCCGAGCGAGGAGGAAAACCCUUCAGCAGCACGUCGUAAAUUGCCUAAUUUCACAGGAAAAGGAUUCAGACUGGGCUCAUCUCUUGAGGUACCAACUGAGGUUGCAAGCGAUAUUCCUGAGGAAUCAUUGCCGGCAAGACCAUCGAAAGUGACGCGCGAAAUUACGUUUUGGAAAGAAGGGUUUCAGGUCAACGAAGGAGAGCUGUAUCGAUACGACGACCCUGCCAACAGUUACUUUUUGAACGAAUUGAACCAAGGUCGUGCGCCUUUAAAACUGCUGAACGUGGAGUUUGGCCAAGAAGUUGAGGUGAACGUCAGAAAGAGAUUGGAUGAGAGUUUCAAGCCUCCAAAGCGCAAGAUCGGUGGUUUCCAUGGAAAAGGUCAUAGGCUAGGAUCACCGGUACUGGGAGAAUCUUUGUCGCCAGAGCCAUUCACUGCUCAAUCGCCAGUGGAAGAAAAUGUUGAGGAGAAGGAAAAAGCAGAACCUAAAGGUGAUACCAGUGUGCAAAUCAGAUACGCCACUGGCAAAAGAGAAGUUCUAAGAUGCGACUCGAAUAAUACCGUCAGAUCUUUAUAUGACCAUGUUAAAAAGGAAUCAGGUGCUAAUAAGACAUUCACGCUAAACCAUGCUUUCCCAGUCAAAGCCAUUGACAACUUCGACGGUAGCCUGAAAGACGAAGGUCUUUGUAAUGCUGUUGUGGUACAAAGGUGGGUCUAA
Lachancea lanzarotensis is the source of this 1140-nucleotide messenger RNA. RefSeq names its product LALA0S01e07008g1_1 (gene SHP1). Gene Ontology annotation, molecular function: ubiquitin binding. The record is from RefSeq and is a predicted model, not a curated record. Gene Ontology annotation, biological process: autophagosome assembly; nuclear membrane reassembly; proteasome-mediated ubiquitin-dependent protein catabolic process. The coding region runs from base 1 to 1140 and encodes 379 amino acids. Gene Ontology annotation, cellular component: nucleus; cytosol. The transcript is spliced from 2 exons. Lineage: Eukaryota; Fungi; Ascomycota; Saccharomycetes; Saccharomycetales; Saccharomycetaceae.